AUGUUGGUACGGCCGGACGCCGCUGGAGUAGGGAAAAGGCCAUCUAUUAUAUUACUAAGAAAACUAUUGCCUAUCAAAAAGAAAUACAAAGAGAAAUACAAUCUGAUUGAGAAAACGUGCAUGGCAGUAGUAUGGUCAAUAAAGAAGUUGAGGCCUUACUUUGAUUCCUUCAGGUUCACUUUCAUUUCCAAAAUUGAUCAUCUGAAGUAUUUGCAGAGAAUGCCUACUUUAGAAGGACGGUUGUCCAAAUGGUUAAUUCAGAUGUCUAGUGUGGACGAGGACUUUGUAACAAAGAAAACGAUCAAAGGCCGGGCUGUAGCAGAAUUCCUGGCAGAGAAUCCAAUUACAAGUGAUGAACCUUGGGAAUUGGAAUUUCCAGAUGAGCACCUACUAUGUCUACUAUGUGUCGAAACGGGAGCUUGGAAAUUGUACUUUGAUGGAUCAGCCACCAGAAACGGAGCCGGAGCUGGUAUUGUAAUUGAGGCACCUAAUGGCGAGGUUACCACAAUAUGCAAGAGACUAUUGUUCCCGGUUACUAACAACAUGGCUGAAUACGAAGCAUGCAUCAUGGGGAUGGAGGCUCUCCUUGCAGCCGGUGCUAAGGAGGUUGAGGUAAUAGGAGAUUCUUUAUUGGUUAUUGAACAUGCUAACGAGAGAUGGAAAGUACAAGAAGAAAGACUGAAGCCCUAUGUUGAGUACUUGUUGAAGAAAGCGGCACUGUUCGACAAGAUCACUUUCACUCACAUAGGAAGAACUUAUAACAGAAUUCCAAAUGCCUUGGCAAACUUAGCGUCAGCUUGGCAAGAUUUGAGUAAAGUUCUGAAGAAACCAUUUAUCAUUACCAUAGCCAAUAUCCCGUGCUACAAAGAACAUUUUGUGAACCAGGUAGAAUUGGAGGAAGAACCAUGGUUCACGGAUAUUAUGAGGUAUAUGAAGGACGGUACCUUUUCUGAUGAUGCUACAAAAGAAGACCGUGCAGUUCUCAGGAAAAUGGCUUUGAAUUAUGUUCUAGCCGAUGGCAAACUCUACAAGAGAGCUUGGGAUGGAAUGUUGCUGAGAUGUGUGAGUAAGAAAGAGGGAGAAGACAUAAUGAGGAAGGUGCAUGAAGGAGUUUGCGGUCAUAAUGAGGAAGGUGCAUGA
Molecule: messenger RNA, 1140 nt
Organism: Jatropha curcas
Lineage: Eukaryota; Viridiplantae; Streptophyta; Magnoliopsida; Malpighiales; Euphorbiaceae
Source: RefSeq, a predicted model, not a curated record